GCAAAAGUUGCAGUGGUCAACUGAUUUUUAUCACCACUUCCUUGUUUAUAUAACAUUAGUAGGUUGAACCUAAUUAUGUCGUGAUGCACGAUAGAUUAAUAUGUAUAUUUAUAUAAUAUUUUCGGCAAUAAAACUUUAACUUAUUAAUUUAUCUUAUUUAAUUAAAGAGAAUCGGAGUAAUUCUUUUUUACAUUCUUUGUUGUAUUUUCUUUGGUAAAUAAUUGACAAAUAGAUAUUAUUAUAAUAUUUUUAUAUUUUAAAAUUAUUAUUAAAAUUCACAAAAAAAAUAAGGAAAAAAUCUGUGGUCGGGUGUUAAAAACGUCCCCACCCGUGGGAACCUUUUUUUGUAACCUGAUUGGGUAUUAUAUUGAUGGGAACUUGGUAAUAAAAUAGGCAUGGGUGUAUUGGGUAUUAUUUUUUCUCAUCCCAUCUUAAUAAAAUAAAAAUCUAACAACAUUAUUUGAUUUUUUUUUUUGCCUAUCUCCCGUCUCCCGUGAGCUCCUCCACCCCAUCUCCCACAGUGAGCUCCUCCACCCCAUCUCCGGUGUUCGCCUACCUAAAACUCCUCCCAUGUUCGUCACACGCGAGCCAAGCUCCUCCAUUUGUCGAAGAUCUGAGCAAGUUUCGAAGCUGUACAUCCCUGGUGGUAUGGAUAAAAAUAAGUUGUGUGAUAUUCUAUCGGGGUUGAUUUCCCACGAGUGUGAAGCACAGGAAUUGAAGCGAGCGAUAUCAUAUUUAAGACAUGAUGUUUCUCAGCUCCGUUUGAAUGAGCUUAGACAAUAUGAGCAAAGUAAUUCAUUUGAUCUUUUGUUCGAGGACGCAUGUGGCUUGAUGAAUGAUUUUAAUAGUUUGACUAAGAAAUUUCGAAAUAGAAAUUUGUUUUGUGAUGUUAAUAUAGAGAAUGGGGAUUCAGAGUUUGGAGGGGCUCAUUUAGUUGAUUUAAAUGUAAAAGAAUGUGAGGUGGAGUUGCAAGACAUUGGUGGAGUGGAUUCCAAUGCAAAACAUGGAGAUGCAGAGUUGAAACAUGAUUCGUUAAGUGGUUUGAAUGUGGAAGAUGGGAAAGGGCAAUUGGAAGUCAUUGGGCGGGUGGAUUUGAAACUAGAAAAUGGAGAGGGAGUGUUUCAUGAUGAUGGGUUAGGAUGUUCGAAUGUAGACAUUUGUCCUUUGAAUGCAGAAGUUGGGGUAGAGCAGUUGGAAGUCGUCGGUUUGGUUGAUUUGAAAGGAGAAAAUGGAGACAUAUUUGUAGGGCAGUUGGAAGACAUUGGCGUGGUUGAUUUGACGCUAAAAGAUGCAGAGGGAGAGUUGGAUCAAGAUCUGUUACAGAAUAAAAAGAUGGAAGAUCCCCCAUUGAUUGGUCAAUGUAAUUUGUUAAGUGAUGGAAACUGUAGGGAUGGAGAUGGAAUUGAUAUAGUUGAUUUGGAGAAGAAUACUUGCAACAAUAGUUGUUAUUUUAAAAAUGGUGAGGUAGUUUGUGGAGAAUCUAGUCAACUGAUUGGUGAGGAAUGUGUUGUAGAAGGAGAUGGGUUGUCUUCACAUUUUGUGACUUUAAUUAAUUUGAUUAGUGCCAGUGAACAGUGUCGCAAAGGUGAAUUUUCCAAUUCUGAAUAUCAAGUAAUGUUGCACUUUAAAGAGGAGAAGGAGUUGGUCUUUAAGUUUGGUGGAUCUGGAUUUGAUUGUAAUAUUUUUGAUGUAGAAGAAAGAGAAUUUCAGAACCUAUCUUGUGAGGUUGUUUAUAUUUUCACAUUUAUUAUGUAUUUUUAAUAAAUUUAUUAUUUGUAACUUUUUAUUUAUUUUGAUUGGAGAUGAAGUUAGUAUCUAAUAUAACGCAGGAAAGUGUUAAGGAGAGUGUAUUUCCACCCUCUAUUCUGAAUCGUAGUAGUUGGGCUAAUUUGCACGAUCUCAAUAAUGAGGAGAAAGUUUUGAUGGAGUAUGUGAUGGACCAUACAAAGCCGGCAGAGUAAUUAUAUAAAUAUCAGUUAAUUUAUAAUUUUUGUAGUUGGAGUAUUAAUUUGUAGAGUUUUAAGCUUAUCUUCUAAACUUCUAUUUACAGUGAGAUUGUUUUCCUUGGUGAGAAAGUUGUUGGUAGGAGGAGAGAUUUCCUAACAUUGUCAAAAAAGCAACUUGUGAGCGCUAGAGUAUGUCCUUAUAUUGUUUUGGAUUUCUGAUUGUAUUUUAUAUUAAAUGAUGUGAAGAAGAUUGUGGUAUGCUAACUCUUUAAAGUGUUUGAAGGUUGUGAAUUGCUUAGUUGAGAUUUUAUCUUCAACGGAGUUAGGUGAGCGUGGGAACAAGAUUAUAUUUUGUUGGAUACUGACAUAUUUAUCGGUUUGUUUUUGUAUAUUCUUUUUGUGGUUAAUAUGUGUGUAGAUUUAUUUGGAUGAAUGUGUUAAUAAUGUAUUUGUACUUUAAACGUGGUAGCAGCGACCCGAUCCUUUAUCUUGCUUUAGUAUUAUUGAUGGUGGAAAAUGGCGUGCUUGGUGUGGAGAACUUGCUGACUGUGAGAAGGUUUAUGCCUCAAUCCUUGCAAAAAGACACUGGUUCCUAGCAGUAUUUAACUUGGCGUUGAAGAAAGUGGAUGUUUAUGACAAUUUUGAAAUUCCUUCUUUUCACCUUGGGUUCUGUAUAAUUAACACAAUGUUGCGGUCGAUGGAUAAUGCAUUCUGUGAAUCAGUGAAGAGUGUACACACAAGUGAUUGGGCUUUCGCCGACUUUGAUGUAGCAGAACCUUCGUCCCAUCAUAAGAAGUGCGCAGAUUAUGACUGCGGUGUGUACGUAAUGAAGAUGCUGCUGCAAGAGUAUGUGGAUGGAAUUUUAGGUGGAAGAGGAGACGAUGUCGUUGCCGACUUGGACUGGAGAUGUACUUGGGCAGGACCAACCAAUGUACCUAGGGAGAUUGAUAGGCUACUUAUUGGUGCAAGAAUCCUCACAUCUGGGGUGAACAAAGUAAGAGAUAAUAUGUUUCAGAAAGCUGUUAAGAUGCAAGAUAGAAUGGAAGGUUGAGUAGAUGGAACCUAUGUGGGUGGAGGAAUGGUUUUUUAUUUUGUUUAGUAAAAAGCCAUUGUGAAGUUAUAAGAUAUUGGACAAUUUUGUGGUAGAUAUGAAAGGUUAUAAGGUGAUGAAUUUACAUUAGUUGAACUAUGUGAUGAAGUUGGGCAUAUUAAGGUGUCUACAAUAUAAUUGUGUUUAAUUUUUUGGGUUGCAGAU
Messenger RNA from Humulus lupulus (European hop), 3201 nucleotides. RefSeq lists its product as uncharacterized. The record is from RefSeq and is a predicted model, not a curated record. The transcript is spliced from 5 exons. Lineage: Eukaryota; Viridiplantae; Streptophyta; Magnoliopsida; Rosales; Cannabaceae. The coding region runs from base 571 to 1761 and encodes 396 amino acids.